This is a messenger RNA of Phytophthora sojae, 1836 nucleotides long. RefSeq lists its product as hypothetical. NCBI's taxonomy places the organism in Eukaryota, Oomycota, Peronosporomycetes, Peronosporales, Peronosporaceae. The transcript is spliced from 2 exons. Bases 1 to 1836 code for a protein of 611 amino acids. The record is from RefSeq and is a predicted model, not a curated record.
AUGAUUUGUGAAGCGCGAGCACCAGUCUUUGAGCCAACCUUCAAGAAUUCGAGAAUGCAGCCAAGUGGUGGGCCCCAGCAGCAGCACUACGACUACGAAUACAGCGCCCAGUACAGCCAGCAGCAGCAGCAGCAGCCCGAGCGCCCCGCCAUCCCGAGCAUGCGGCCGACGCUCGAAGCCCCCGCCUACUACCACCCGUCGCCGCUGCCGCAGCAGUUCACGCCGCAGCAGACGUACUACCAGCCGAGCCGCACGCCAGUCGCCAUCUCCCAGUUCCCGUACGCCGAGUCCCCGCCCGAGCACAAGCCCAUCGCGGCCUACCAGCAGCAACAGCAGCACUCAGACUACCGCAUUCAGGCCGCCCACGAGACUCGUUCCGAGCCCGUCAUGCCCAUGGAGCGCAUGUGCGAUGUCUGUCAGUAUCCCGACCCUGUCCUCGUAGCCCCUAACUGUAAUCACACCUUCCACUCGCGCUGCGUUCACGUGUGGCCGCUGGACGCCUGCCCGGCCUGCGCGGCGCCCAUGGACCAGGUAGCCAUCUUGCCGAGUGUCAACAUGAUGGUCCGACCCGAGCCCCGCAGCGGCAAAUGGACGCGGCCCGAGGAGAAAUUUAUCGACGGGAUCCUGUGCGAGUUCGACCGCCAGGCCCUGCCCCUGGCUCACGGCACGCCGAUCCGCCUGGUGCUCGCUAAGAUGCUCAACUGCUCGACCAUGAGGCUCUCCAAGAAGUUCCAGAAAAACGCGCUCGGCAAGCGGACAUUCCGCGUGACCAAGCCCGGCAAGGGGGAGAAGGCACUGCAGUUCGAUCAGAUGGACCACGCGCGCAGGCAGCGCGAGCUGUCGCAGCUGGAGCAGGUCUUCCGACAGGAGCUCGUGGACCAGUUCCGACGCGAGAACAACACGGACGAAGGCGCGCUCGUCGAAACGCAGAACCUGCGCCUAGCAGUGCAGCAGUUCUGGGUGAGCAACUUUCUGAAGUUCGCGGUGCUCAUUGGGCAGCCCGUGAUGGGGCUCGACGUCUCAGACGCCAAGAAGCGCAAGCGCGCGAUGCAGCUACUGCGCAACGGACAGUUCGACGAGCUGCUGGCGUGGAACCACCACCCGUCGCCGGCCAACACGGCCAGCGUGACUCCGAUGCCGCCCAGCACUGCGGUCUCGUCCUGGAGCGCUGGCGCUGCGGUGUACUCGUCCUCCGUGUUGGGGCAAAACCAGCACGACAAUGGACCGUCUAUUCCAGCUUUACUGCAGCAGGUCCAACCGGAGCAGGCAUUGCGUCCUGUCAAGAAGAUGCGCACGCCCGAGGCGAACGUGGAGGUCAGUCGCUUUGGAUUGCACCCGAUGGACCAAUCUCAGUACCCACAAUACGGACGCCUCUCGCCGCCAGCGUCAUCAGGUCCCGGAUUCGAUUACAGCCAGCAGCAGCAGCAACAAUAUCAGCCCGAGCCGUUCGUGCGUCCUUCGAGCCUGUCGCCGUUCUCGGACGUCAGGUCGGACAAGAGCAUGGGAUUCGCCAACGUGUUGCAACAUCAGCAGCAGCAGCAGCAGCAACAACAACAACAGCAAAUGCUGCCAGGUCUCACCUCCCACGACGAGCAGAGGGGUGGAUUUACCCCGUCAGCCUAUCCACGAGCCGGAGAUGCUUAUCACGGCAGCAGCACGGCCCAGGCGGCGCCGUGGGAUGAUUUGUUGGAGAACAUGUCUGCUUCCGAGGCAAAUGCUAGCGCCGGCUCGCAGGUCGCGGCCACCAGCCAAGCUCAGAGCGGCGACUCGAAUAUGCAGAACUGGUCAAACAUGCACAUCAUUGAGCGACGCGAAAGAAAGCGCCGUGGUAGUUAG